This is a messenger RNA of Dermatophagoides pteronyssinus (European house dust mite), 463 nucleotides long. It is a transcript of the gene cype, whose product is annotated as cytochrome c oxidase subunit cyclope. Lineage: Eukaryota; Metazoa; Arthropoda; Arachnida; Sarcoptiformes; Pyroglyphidae. The record is from RefSeq and is a predicted model, not a curated record.
CGAGUUUAUAAGAACAAUCGAUAUUGAAUUUUUUUUUUAGUCGACCAUCACUUGCUCUGUGUUGCCCUUUUCAUCAUUGGCGAUUUACGGCUUGUAAAGGACAAUAUUUUUUUUUGUAAAAUUCAACUUGUUAUCGAUAAAAUUUGAAACAAAAUGUCUUCAGCUGCUGCUGGUCGUUUGGCUAAACCAAAACUUCGCCGUCUCUUAUUGGAUAGUCUAAAAGUUCAUAUUCCAAUUGCUAUUGGUUUAGCUGUGGCAACACAAUUUAGUUUGAAAUUUUUCUUCAAAGAUGUUCGACGUGAAAAAAUUGCAGAAUUUUAUCGAACAUAUGAUGCUGAAAAAGAAGCUGAACGUUUAGAAAGAAUUGGAUUCUUUGAAAGAAAAGGAUAACGUUAAUGAUGGUUGAAGUAAAAUCAAGAUCGAAAUGUUUGAAUCGAUCAGUAAUAACUGUUAAUUGAUUAUU